Amphibalanus amphitrite is the source of this 1936-nucleotide messenger RNA. RefSeq lists its product as uncharacterized. The record is from RefSeq and is a predicted model, not a curated record. NCBI's taxonomy places the organism in Eukaryota, Metazoa, Arthropoda, Thecostraca, Balanomorpha, Balanidae. The transcript is spliced from 8 exons. The annotation marks the transcript as partial. Gene Ontology annotation, molecular function: protein binding.
GGCCGCUGCACGUGUGGAGUGUCAGUCUGGGAGAGGCGUACCGAGUACGGACGGAGGAGAGGCCAGGUCGGACAGAGGAGACGAGAAAUGGAGACUGGACAGCUCCAAGAGAAGUUUAUCCAGAUGAAAGAAGAGAUGGCACUUCUGAAGGAGGAACUGACACAUCGUAAUCAAGAGGACAUGGUCCGUUUGGAUGGUGAACUGACCACUCUGAAGAAAAACUGCGACCACCUGAGUGAACAAGUGGUCGGACUGGAGGGAGAAGUGGCCACACUGAAGGGGGACAACGCCACACUGAAGGGAGAAGUAACCACACUGAAGGGAGACAACGCCACACUUAAGGGAGACAACGCCACACUGCGUCAGGAGGUGGUCCAUCUACGUGAAGAGGUGGUCCGCCUGCGGCAGGCUGUCCUCGAGGAGCGCACCACUCGCCAGGUCGUCGUGGAGGAGCUGCGGCAGGAGGUCCGCCGGCGAGCGGCGCCAUCCGACCGUUCGCAGAGUGACGGCGAAGAGGUGGUCUCACUGAAGGCCGACACCUGUGACAAGUGUGACGCCACCACCAGUUGUGACGUCACCCCAACUACGGAGGAGGCGGGGCCGGCGUCCGGUGAGCGUAGGCCGCCUGCGGCUUGCGGUACCAACAUUUACCACCUUGACUACAAGCUACUGAAGAUGGUGCUGAGCAAGAUGGACUGCUGGGACAUGUUCCGCGCCAGGCGGGUCUGCCAUCGCUGGCGGUCCGCCGUCGACGAUAUCGUCGGCGACUGUCGGCGGGAACUAACCGAUCGGCAAACCCGCGGUGGAGAGGUUCCGGCGCCGGCCACGAGCCUAGAGCUCGUAUUGAAGGCACAGGACCAGCCGAAGCUGACUGAACUGCGGGCGCCGACCGCUGAGACGGACACCGACCUCCGACUGGUCGCAGCCACCUGCCACGCCCUGGAAAAGGCCAACCUGCGCGGCUUUAAGCUGCGGGUCUCUGCCCUGCGCCGGCUGGCGCGUGCCAACGCCUCCAGUCUUUGUGAGCUGACGCUGCCGGCCGGCAUCAACGACUGGCAGCUGGAGGCCCUGCUGGAGCCGCUGAAGGCUCUGGAGCGGCUUGAUGUGAGCCCACCCGUGGACAGCUCCGGCAAGUGGCUUCGGCUGCUGCCCAAGUCGCUGAAGAGACUGGACAUUACUGGGUCGGGGAUGACUGGGGCACCGCUGACUUUCAAUAGAUGCCCGUCGGAGGGAGUGCUGGUCGGUGUACUGUCAGCAACGGACACACUCCUGGACCAGCUGGCUGUCCUGGCGACCCACACAGUCACCAAGCUGUUCAUUCGUGAAAUGGAGCCCAGGCAGCUCCAAGAGGAGGUUAUCCAGAUGAAAGAAGAGAUGGCACUUCUGAAGGAGGAACUGACACAUCGCCAUCAAGAGGGCAUUGCCCGUUUGGAUGUGGAACUGACCACACUGAAGAAAAACUGCGACUCACUGAGUGAACAGGUGGUCGGACUGGAGGGAGAAGUGGCCACACUGAAGGGAGACAACGCCACACUGAAGGGAGACAACGCCACACUGAAGGGAGACAACACUACACUGCGUCAGGAGGUGGUCCAUCUACGUGAAGAGGUGGUCCGCCUGCGGCAGGCUGUGCUCGAGGAGCGCACCACUCGCCAGGUCGUCGUGGAGGAGCUGCGGCAGGAGGUCCGCCGGCGAGCGGCGCCAUCCGACCGUUUGCAGAGUGACGACGAAGAGCCUCGCGAACUGAAUUCACUGAAAGACAACAAUUGUGACAAGUGUGACGUCACAACCCAAACUGCGGAGGACGCGGGACUGGCGGGUGAUAGCUUGAGGCCGCCCGCGCCUCACGAGACCAACAUCUACCACCUGGACACCGAGCUGCUGAAGAUGGUGCUGAGCAAGAUGGACUGCAGGGACAUGUUCCGCGCCAGGCGGG